Molecule: messenger RNA, 4987 nt
Organism: Sphaerodactylus townsendi
Lineage: Eukaryota; Metazoa; Chordata; Lepidosauria; Squamata; Sphaerodactylidae
Gene: SLC37A3
Product: solute carrier family 37 member 3
Exons: 15
Coding region: 225-1736 (503 amino acids)
Biological process (GO): transmembrane transport
Cellular component (GO): endoplasmic reticulum membrane
Molecular function (GO): transmembrane transporter activity
Source: RefSeq, a predicted model, not a curated record
GGUAAAUUUCAUUGGUGGCUGCUGUGUACCCAGCUUUUUGUUGCUGGUGAUCACUUAGUGGGAGCAUCACAUUCCCUUAUCUCCACAGUAUGGUUUGGAAACUGGAUGUCUCCUGUACUCCUUUCUUCAUCAUAUUCUCUUGAAGAAGAUGAUGUAAGCCACAUCCCAGCCUUAAAGGGCAGACGGGGCUGAGGGGGGAGUUGGGGGGAACCAGAAGGAAAGCUAUGCCGGGAUCUUUGAGGCGGCAGCCUGCAACCAGGGGUCUUGCAUCACAGUUCACCCAUCACCAUGUGGUCGUGUUCCUGCUCACUUUCUUCAGCUACUCUCUGCUCCAUGCCUCCAGGAAGACGUUCAGCAAUGUCAAGGUCAGCAUCUCCAGUCAGUGGACGCCCUCCUGCCUUAAUGACACUGCCCUCCAACUUCAGCCCUAUGAUCUGUGGAACAGCAGCCAUUUGUUUCCCGACACUGGAGAAGCCACACUCUUCCUUGGGACGCUGGACACCAUCUUCCUAUUCUCGUAUGCGGUGGGGCUCUUUGUCAGCGGGAUCGUUGGGGAUCGUCUGAAUAUGCGAUGGGUCCUGUCGUUCGGCAUGUGUUCCUCUGCGUUAGUUGUGUUUGUCUUUGGGACUGUCUCGGAAUGGCUGCAUUUCUACAACAAAUGGUUUUACUGCUGCCUGUGGAUCGUGAACGGCUUGCUGCAGUCUACUGGCUGGCCUUGUGUCGUGGCUGUCAUGGGAAACUGGUUUGGCAAAGCUGGGAGGGGGUUUGUGUUUGGCCUCUGGAGCGCCUGUGCAUCAGUCGGGAACAUCCUGGGAGCAUUCCUCGCAUCCUCGGUUCUGCAGUACGGCUAUGAGUAUGCUUUCUUGGUGACAGCAUCGGUACAGUUUGCUGGCGGAGUCAUUGUCUUCUUUGGUCUUGUGACUUCUCCCAAAGAAGUAGGCCUCCCCGAAGGUGACGAAGAGGGUGAUGGUGGCGGGGCUGCCGAAGAAGAUGCCAACGAGCCUUUAAUGGCCGGGAGCGACAAUGAUGAAGACGAUCAGAAUUACACCAUUCAGGCUGCUGGCCUAAGCAGGGGGGCCCAACCCAGGGCCAUUGGGUUUGUCCAGGCUUGUUGCUUGCCUGGUGUGAUCCUGUAUUCCAUAGCCUACGCCUGCUUGAAACUGGUGAACUAUUCCUUCUUCUUCUGGCUGCCCUUCUACCUCAGCAGCAACUUUGGGUGGAAGGAGGCAGAAGCUGACCAGCUCUCCAUUUGGUACGACGUUGGAGGGAUUAUAGGUGGCACCAUCCUAGGCUUGAUCUCUGAUGUGCUUCAGAAGAGAGCGCCAGUGCUGGCCAUCAGUCUCAUCUUGGCAAUUGGGUCUCUCUUUGGGUACAGCCGAUCACCAAACAGCAAAGUCAUCAAUGCAGUUAUCAUGGCUGUUACAGGCUUUUUCAUUGGGGGUCCUUCUAACAUGAUCAGUUCAGCCAUUUCCGCUGAUCUGGGACGUCAAGAAAUGGUGAAGGGAAGCAGUGAAGCUUUGGCGACGGUGACAGGGAUCGUGGAUGGCACUGGCAGCAUCGGAGCAGCCGUGGGUCAGUACCUCGUGUCCUUGAUCCAAGAGAACUUGGGAUGGAUGUGGGUUUUCUAUUUCUUCAUUUUAAUGACAAGUUUGACACUCUUAUUCAUCGCACCAUUGAUCGUGAGGGAAAUAAGUGCGCUCCUGAGAGAGACAUCCACGCGCAGGUUGACUGGCUGACUGCCCUAGUCACCAUUGAACGAAGGCCAGUGAAGAGAGCGUGUUUAUCGGAAUUUCCACGUGUAUCUUUUAUUUUUAACCAGAGUUGGAUGAAAAUUGCUCUGAAAGGAUUUGCUGCUGCAGGACAGUUGUUGUCACCUGAAUGGUUUUAAACCCGUCUGAAGACGUACGGUGGUCGUCUGUGGAGGUUGAUUCUUGAAGAGCUUGUUGAACAGGCCAGAGAGGAUUGUUUUCAUUUUAACUGUACCUCACGUUUUCCGAGCCGGCUUGUGCAAUCAUCAGAAUCAAAUGGUAAAGAUUUCAUUCCUGGAAUGGAAUGCUUCAGGCUGCCGGUGGCUGAGAACAUACGUUGCGAAUGUGUCCUUACAAAACAAAUUUCCUUGCCCCCAGGAAAGUGGUGCGGCCUGGAGAGGAGUUCAGAUUUGCCAUCUUCCUGUUUGGGACAUCUGUUUGAAGGAAGCUUUUAUUGAUAGUUGGGAAGCGUCCAUGUGUACAACCCGCCUCAGGCAGCCACAAGUGGUACAAUCCAGGAAGUUUCUUUAACCACUAAUUUCUGUGUGAAUUGACCCUCUUAAAUUCUUUGUACUGUUGUUUGUUUGCGUUUUUCUGCUGUGUCUGAACAUCUGAUAAUGGCCGAAGCCACAAAACUGACACAAAGCUCUCUUUGCUGCUUCCUUUAGCAAAUAGGCUUUUAAAAAAGGCCUCUUUGUUACUUGAGACUAAAGCAUUACUUUUCGUCAACUUUGUGCCUCUUGGUUGUUGGCUUUUGGCAAGCUGACUGAACCAGCUGCCUUCCUUGUGCUUCCUGCCAGGCCAUAUCACUACAAAGUGGACAUCAGGAAACUCUGAACCUGUGAAAGCAGCCCAGGGCCUUACUGCCCUGCCUCAAGAAGGCAGAGGCCAUAUUAUUUUGGUCUUAAACAUUUGUCCCGUUCAAAUCUCGCAAGCUGCUUCUAUUCCACAAGUCAGAUACAUUUUAUACUUGAUUGGUUCUUCCGUUGAUCUGCUUGAAGUGUGAGAAUGAGAAUGAGGCUGUGUCUUUGGAGAUGUGUGAGCUGAGUAUUUUGUAGAAAAAGUAGUCAGUUUACCAUGGUCCUUAAUUUUAAGGUGGACAUUGAUGAUAUGAUUUUAAGGUGGACAUUGAUGAUAUGAUUUUGAAUGCACUUGAGAGGCUGGUAGAAGAAAAAGGGGGUUCUGAAUUACCUAAGGAGUUAUCCAUUUCUGAACAGCAAUAAUUAUUUGUUGUCUGGGUUGGAGAUGCCCUUGAUAGCUUCAGAGGCACACUUUCUCAAUGAGGAAUUAAAGUUGCGGCCCAAUCAAGUUGAAGGGAAUAUGGCCGAAUUGUCCUUUGCAUUUUCAGGGCAGCGUGGGGGGGGGGGUUCUAAAAAGGAUGGAGAUGCCCUGAGAACUAUCAGAUUGUCUCUCCCCUCUCCUCUAGCAUUAAGCUUUCCGUGUACCCCAGUGUCAUUAUGUUAAGUGACAAGUAGCACCUUACAUACCAACAAGAUUGAGGGGGGGAUGAUACAAGCUUUCAAGAAUUGAAGCUCCCUUAGUCAGAUAUCUUGACUCUCGGAAGCUUUUAUCUCAACAUUCUUGAUGGUCUCUAAGGUGACAUUGGACUAAAAUCUAGCUGUUCUACUGCAGACGAAAAUGGCCACCCUCCUGAAAUUAUGCUGAAAUUCUCCUUAUUCCACUAAUGGCAACCAGUGCUCUGGAAUAAGGAAGUGCUUGGGGCAGUGAUGUUGGAACAAGAAGCAAGCUGACCUAGACAUUAUGGAGAACAAGAGGUGGAUUAUUUCAGCAGCACUCUUGGAUUUUUUUUUUUUUGCAUUAUGUAUUGUUUUGGUCCUUAUUAAUCAAGUCGGAAUAAUAAGUCUCUGUUGCUGCCUCACCUCUUCAGGUGAACUUAGAUCAUUUGGGGGUAUGGUUUUCUGUUCCCGAUUCACUGUUGAUCAUCUGUCUGUAAGAUCUAGAAAUACAUCAUGAGUUGGAUGCUGAGGCACUUCGUUGCUUGGCCCAUUCUCAGCCUGCUUCAGAAAACUGAUCCUUGUGCCUACAGCCUUGCUGACCUGGAUGCUUCCUUGCCAAUUUCAGUUCCAGAGUCCCAUCUUGUGGCCCGGCUUCUUCUUGCCACUGAGACUGAGAGGGGAAAGAAACACUUAAAUUACUUACAGAUUUUAGGAGGUUAAAAGGGAUUCUUCCUCUCAUUCCAAAAAUGCCUUUUAAAACACUUAAUGUACCGUAAUACCUUUUUAUUUAUGAAUGUAAAUUUUGAAUCAUGUGGCUACAGUUGACUGUACUUAGCUGGUACUGUUUUAUGAUUUGUGUUUUGCUCUGUUUCCAUAAGAAGCUCUUGCUUCAUCUUUAGAUGUCUUUUGAAAGUCUGGACCUUUUCUCUUGCUUUUUAACGUUGGAUCCUGUUGGUGAGGGGGGUAGAGAAAGCAUUGGCUGGUUUCUCUCUUCUUCCUGUGCUCCUUCCCAUUUUGUGGCAGUAUCAGCUCUUCUGUGGCUUGUCCCAGAAAGAAACUGGUUUUCCACAUGGUUUCAUUUUAUUGCUGAAAUGCAUCUUAAAAGAACACUUAUAGCAGUGUGAUUUUCAUAAUGGGAAGCAACACACUGUAGACUGAGUUUUAGGCUUUUUGUGAGUUUUAGGGUAGACUUUGUACAAUCACUUUUUUUUCCCUGCUGUUUUGUAGCUCAGUGGAGGAAAUCUGUGCAGGACUGGGUCUUGCAAAAAGGGUCCAAUACUUGUUUAGCUCAGCUCCUCUCAACUUGUGCUAAAAGCAGGUUGUGCGGCCUACUGUUCCAGGAUGCAAGUUAGGAGUUUCAGUCUGCGGGAACGUUUCGACUGAAAUGAUUGACACUGCUUCUGAACUGUUGCCAAGUUUUCCACUAGCAAUGCAUACUGUGUCCUUCGGGUGCUUUGAAACAUACUGGAUCCUGCUCAUCUUCCGGCACUGUCCCCUUCCCACACAAGGAACCUUCCUCUGAUGCCGGAGUCUCUUCCAAGAAUGGAAGAGUCUCUUGUGUUGAUGGUAAGGCCCCUCGUGGGAAAGUGCUGACGUGAGCAGAACAAGUUCCACAGUAUCCAGCAUACCUUUUUUAAUGACUGACAACUGCCGAUAAGGCACUCCCUGUCCCCUUUUACCUGUUUUAGUAUCUUCUGCUCUGUGUAUAUGGGGAAAUACUUUGGUUCUGACGAGAUUGUUCCAAAUUAGUUUCACAUGAAUAAAUUAUUUUUGGCAAACUGA